CAGCGCUCUCGUCAGCAUCUUCCUCUCCCGGAACCUCAGGAGGCUGGGUGCUCAUCAGCAGAGUCACGAAACGCUCCUUCAGCUCCGCAGAAGGGAAGAGAGAGGAGGCGCUUGAUGAUGGAGAGCUGUGAGGGAGAGGGAGGAGUCGGGCUGCCAAGGUGAACCGAUAAAGCUGCUUUUAUUCCGCUCUGACGUGCAGAACCCGGUGGGCGGCGGAGCGGAUCCGGCAGUCAGCGGAUCCGUGGACACGGACACAGUUUUUGGAUUUCUGUUCGAGCUCCGCGCUUCUGGACGGAAGGUGAGUGGACCGACCGACCUGUGGCGACUUCACCUGAGCUCUCGCCUCAUGCUGUCUGCAGCAGCCUCCUGCAGGAGGAGAUGAGGAACAGCUCCUUCAUGGAGGAACUCACCAGAGCUUAUGGAUCCAGACGCUCAGAGACCACUGGUGACCUCCAGACCAGCGUGGACUGGAGGAGUCCCACUGGGAUCAGAGGAGGAGGAAUUCAGUGUCCCGACGGGUAGACGGACCCCCGGCUCCCUGGAGGGAGCUGCUGUUCACAUGGACGAAAACAUCAGAUUCGUGGAAUUAGGAGCUUCUGAUUGGACGGUUCUUCAUUCAGCUUCUUUUUUCUGUGAUGAUGAUGUCGACUCGGCGAGCUGACUGAGGAGGCGUCAGGUGGAUUCCACACCUAGGAAUACCGGAAAAGCUGUGUCUUAGACAGACUUCUCAUCCAUACAGCAGAUUAGUUCUGUUAAAAACAUCAAACAUUUAAGUGUUUUAUUGAGUUUUGUGCAUCUGUUGCAGUGAAAGGCAGAUUUUUUUCUCUUAAAUUCAAAUGAACACAUUUUGUACCUUUUUAUUUACAAUUAAUCCUAUUUGAUGAAACUUUUCAUAAGAUUGUUGACUUUUUAACGUUAAUCUGACCCUUUUUAAGCCCAAGAACUUCUUCAGCUAUAUAUUUGAAACAUGUUCUGGUUCAUCAGAGAUCGUUUUGAACUUUUUGAACAAAUAACUGAAGGAGCUGCAUCUAGAAUUCAUUUUAAGGAUCUUCCUGAUGGAUCUUGAAACUUAACCAGAAUUUUUUGAGUUUUUGUUUUUCCGCCCACAAAAUAAUAAAAACACAAAAAGUCAUUCCUCUCCUCCAGCUGGUCUGAGGAGAUUCACCUGUUCCUCUGGAGGAACCCGCUGCCCCUCCCAUCACCGCCAUGGUGAUGUCACAGGGCACCUACACCUUCCUGGCCUGUUUCGCCGGCUUCUGGUUGGUCUGGGCCCUCAUCGUCAUGCUCUGCUGUUUCUGCAGCGUCCUACAGCGCCGGCUGAAGCGACGCCACGAGCAGCGGCUCAGAGAGCAGUGUCUGCAGAGCGUGGAGAUGGAGCCGCUCAGCUGUCACUCAGCAGGAUACCCACCUGCACCUCCACCACUCCAGCCGCCGCAGCUCCAUCAAAUCUGUCCUCCUCAGAUGGUGUCCCCUCCAGUUCCUCUUCAGAUGCCACAAGCAACUUGGGUCAGCAUGCCAGAGACCGAUGCAUUUGGAAAGCCACCCUGCUACGAGGAGGCGGUCCUGAUGGAGGACCCCCCUCCGCCCUACAGUGAGGUUCUGGCUGACCCACAAGGGGGGACCUAUCUGAAGCCCGCCCCGUUUCGUGCUGCACAGCUGCCUUUGAGGGAAAACCGUGAUCCACUCCUAGAGACCAUCAAGCCUCCGGUGGCGACCGUGUUUCCUGACCGGGGUUACUCCUCUCUGAUCCGCCUGCCUUCGACUCAGCGCUGGGACUCAUUGGGUCACCUCCUGUCUAACAUGGAUCUGAGCCAUAACAGCCUCACCCCACCUGGUGCACGUUCGCUUCAGGUUGCAGCCGCUACGGCAUCCAUGCCUCGCAGAGACCACAGCACUCAUGAUGGCCUGCAAGGUGAAAUGCAAGGACUUCAGAGAGGUGUACAGGUCUUUCAGGGAGGGUUUCAAGGGAUUCAGGGUGUCCACAGACUGAGGGGGUUGGAGCCCAGCUGUGGGAUGCCCACUGCCUUCCCUUUGCUGGGUCGGAGCACUGCUGUCUAGUAGACCUGCAGUCUUACUGUCUGGAAGACUCUUAUAACUCAGAGAUUCUGCUAGAAGUGAAGAUUUAAUCCCCGAAGAGCUGCAGGAAACAGGAGUUCCGCUCCCUGAGCAGUUCUUCUCUGCACAAAUAAUGUGUGAAAAAUAAGAAAGUUAACCAGUGUUGUUCGGUCACAGAAGCACUUUGUUGCCAUGUUUCAAUUUAAAUGAGUCAACGAGCUCUUGUGGCGAGACUCUGUGAAAAGGUAAAGAUGACCAACCAGCUGCUAAUCCGGACUGCCUUCCACCUCCUUCCUCAUACAUCCCUAAUCCUCUCUGUUCUCUACUGUACCAGCUGAUCGUUGCCAUGGCUCCGGAGAGCUGUGUUUGUCGCCUUCAACAACCUCUCCUUUAUCUCUCCAUAUUUUUAAACACUGUUUGCAGUUUGCUUCCUCUGAAGAACUGAGAUUUAACACCUACGACUCUGCCUUCGUGUUCGUGACAUCGAGCAGAAGGUCGAGCUUCACAAUCACAGAGAAACAAGGCUCUAACAAUAACAUACAAAUAAAUGAACUUUGCUUUUCUUUUUUAAAACUAAAAUUUUCAGUGUCUCUCAUUAUAGGGCUGUUUUUGGGUCACACAGACAUCAGCUGGAUUUCAUAAUGACGUACAAGUGUAGACGCGUGCUAUUAAAUAUAGUUCUAAAAACUAUUUUUCAUGUGAAAUAAAAUUCAUUUACAAGGCUUGUUCUAGUGAUUUUUUGAGUUAAAAAGGCAAAACAGAGGAAACAAAACUAGAGUACACGACUGUAUCCUUUAAUUUAUGGCUACCUAAGCUUGUAACUCCUUUUAUUAAACAGUUAAUCACAGUUUAUGCUAUUAAUUAUGAUGCAGAAAGAAAUGUGAAAGAUCCCUGGGUUUGAUGCAUUCUUUUUUUAUUUAUUUAAAUAUGAUGCCAAAAUCCCAGAUUAUUCAGGUAAAAUAGAGAAAUGCACUAAUGGAGACUUCCUGGUCAGACUUCUACAAUGUCUGAAUAAGGUGUUAGAAUUGUAAACAGAUUCUAAGGCACCCUCUUCCUUUUUAUGCCAUUUUUUCCCAAUUUAAAGUCCUUUGAACCAGUUUAAACAUUCUAACACAGUUCAGUAUGAAAGUGUUUCUCUGGGAGUCAAA
Messenger RNA from Nothobranchius furzeri (turquoise killifish), 3203 nucleotides. Its product is annotated as proline-rich protein 7. NCBI's taxonomy places the organism in Eukaryota, Metazoa, Chordata, Actinopteri, Cyprinodontiformes, Nothobranchiidae. The record is from RefSeq and is a predicted model, not a curated record.